Symbiodinium sp. CCMP2456 is the source of this 438-nucleotide messenger RNA. The record is from the annotation of a GenBank genome assembly. Lineage: Eukaryota; Dinophyceae; Suessiales; Symbiodiniaceae.
AUGGAUCAUAUGCACGACGCUUUGUCGAAGCCUGAGUUCGGCAUACCCUGGCUGACAGGAGGAGCGCCGCGGCUGUUACUGCCCCACUGCGGACCCGCCGACUUCAACCAAGGGCAAAGCUUCGAAGGAGUGGUGCGGCCCCAGCAGCCUCUUCACUGGCUGGCACGACUUCUUCGGCGACUUCCGCGCCCAUCUUUUCUGAACCUCGCUGUUCGCGGUGAGUCGUUCCCAGUGGACGGCUGUGAGCUGGCCGAUGAUAUGGGCACCUUUCAGGACCCCACCUGCGUCGUUGGCAUCGCCGGGGACUGGGACACACUGGUCGUCAAGCGGGACAUGUUCGGAUGCUCUGGUGAGAUUCCAUGCCUGCGGGGAGUCACCUUCUUUGCCCGUGCUGGGUCCAUGCGCCGUAGCAUCAAGUUCAACCGGCACGAGACGGAG